GCUAUGUGGGUUGUUUUGCUAUAUGUUCAGGCCACGAAAAUUUAGUAGGGGAUAAGCAAUCUAGUUGGACAAGUGCGCACACUGACAUGUCGCUAUUUAUCCGCUGUUCAAUUGUAGGUUAGACUUUGUUGGACUGGAUGCAGAUACAAGCCGCAUAUGUUUUUGUAGCGAUUUUUCUCUAUUUAUUGGGAGAGGCAAGACGUAAACAAGUUUGCCAUAUUUAUUGGAUCCUGCAUUUUAAUGCCACCAUGUACUUAGGUUCUCUUUUCCCACAUAGCCUACGAAUCACUUUCUGCUUAUAUGAUACGGAAUGGGCAUGCGAAAUAUCAAUCCCUUGCAUAGUAGCACUUGGACUCAAACUUCCAGAUAGUAGAAGCCUGUCUUUCUACUCAGGCAGGAAUUCCAGCCCAAACGUGUGCUCUUACCUGUAUAAUCAGCAUUAAUAAGGGUACGAGAGGAAUUUUAGAACUAAACACGGAGAAAAU
Molecule: messenger RNA, 485 nt
Organism: Pseudomassariella vexata
Lineage: Eukaryota; Fungi; Ascomycota; Sordariomycetes; Amphisphaeriales; Pseudomassariaceae
Exons: 1
Coding region: 138-443 (101 amino acids)
Source: RefSeq, a predicted model, not a curated record